GCCCUGCUAUGUUAAUGUUGCUUUGCUAUUUCUUUGGACAAAAGUUAGAGAAUUUCGGUGAAAAUGGACAAAUAAUUCCACUAUCAAGUGAUAUUUUGUACAUUAAUAGUUAAGUUUUUAGUGGCAAGUUAUGUAAAUUUUAUUUAGUGCUUGUUUUUAGUUUUUUGUGGAAACUUGUCAUCGGCAACGAUUCAUCGAAAGAUUGCACACAUGAGCUGGAAAGUGGGAGGCGUUGAUCGGUGUCACGCGCGCUUGCCGUGAGCUCGUACCACCAGGAGCCUCGCCGUCGUCGUGAUGAGCACAACCCGCCAAAAUGUGUCGGCGGCCAUUUUAAACCGGAAACGGACGCGUUUGUCGGCUCGAGAUGGCCGUCACCCUCGACAUACGUGCAACCAGGCACCCCACGCACACGCGCUCUCCUACACCAUCGCAGCACUAUGAAAUGUGGAAACACGGCAAGUGGCGACAAAAAACGUCACCACCAAGGACAAAUUCAGCCGUUAGAGUGCCCAGAUAGAGACUACAGUGUAUAUUAGAGGCCUAAGUGUUACUGUUCUGUGUAAAUAUAGUGGUGUAUAGGUUAAGCAUGGCGGGUGACAGUCGCGGCAGCCGUGCGCCAUUGCUGGAGUGCGGCGGGGAACAUGCCUACGCACACAAACCGAUGGCGUCGCGCUACUGCUUCUGGCUCGCUAGUCACGUGAACGUGAGGAAGUGUGUCGCCGGCAUCAUGCUGCUAUCCGUCCUCACUAUAUUCUUCUACACUUAUUACGUCACAGCACCCCUUACCAGCUUGGUGUGGCGCGACCGUGUACCAAGACCGCUCUCGCAGUGUUCAAUUCUGGUGUCAGAACAGCAAACUGCGCGCGAUCACCGGUCAGACGCGCGCCUACGCAUAGAUGCCAAAGUGCUGGUCAUUGUCGAGUCUGCAUACUCGAGACUGGGUCGUGAUAUUGCUGAGCUGCUUGUCGCCAACCGAAUACGGUACAAAGUGGAAGUCGCUGGCAAGAGUCUGCCUGUGCUUACCACUUUGGACAAAGGCCGCUACGGCGUGAUCGUUUUCGAGUCGCUGUCCAAAUACGCCAACAUGGACAAGUGGAACAGAGAACUCCUCGACAAAUAUUGCCGAGAAUACUCCGUCGGAGUUGUAGGCUUCGCAACCCCAGGCGAAGAAACGUUAGUCGGCGCUCAACUCAAAGGAUUUCCUCUAUUCAUGCACACAAACCUUAGGCUAAAGGAUGCAACGUUAAACGCAGCGUCACCAGUAUUACGGCUGUCGCGAGCUGGGGAAACCGCGUGGGGACCACUGCCCGGUGAACACUGGACUGUGUUUAGACCAAAUAGCUCCACAUAUGAACCUGUGGCAUGGGUUCUAAGGCAGAAUGAAUACGGCAAUAAUGGUAAGUGUACAUAAGGGUUACGUAAGAAAACUGAAACACUUAUCAAUAGUCUGUCCUUUUGGAAGACGGAGCAAAAUGACAGUUCAUUGCGCGAAAUUGUUUUGAUUUCUGUGCGUGACGGUACACUCUUUACUCAAUGUGUGUUAAUUGUUCCACCAGGCACACGCUUACAUGAGGAAGAUGUAGCUGCGUUGUUAGCGUCGCAGGCGGCGCUACAGCGACUGGUGCCAGGUUUCAGAUUUAACUUGGGCUACAGUGCAAAAUAUUAUCAUCACGGCACUCUGCUUGAGAACAUCGGCGAUGACGCGCUAUUGAGGAAUAAAGAUCAUUUUACUUGGUUUUGCCACAUGUGGAAUCAUCAACAACCUCACUUAUAUAACAAUGUAACGCAACUGGAAGCAGAAAUGAUGCUCAAUAAGCAGUUUACCAUCGAACAUGGUAUACCGACCAACUCGAGUUACUCCGUAUCGCCGCAUCAUUCUGGUGUAUACCCCGUCCAUGAGCCGCUGUAUGAGGCUUGGAAGAAGGUCUGGGAUGUGAAAGUCACUAGCACUGAAGAAUACCCACAUUUAAGGCCAGCUAGAUUGCGUCGGGGGUUCCGCCACCGAGGUGUAAUGGUACUCCCGAGACAAACCUGUGGUUUGUUCACACACACGGUACUGCUGGAGAGGUAUCCAGGCGGCAGACAACGUUUAGAUAAAUCCAUACAAGGCGGGGAACUGUUUCAAACUCUUAUCUAUAAUCCAAUCAACGUGUUCAUGACACAUAUGUCAAACUACGGCAACGAUCGGCUCGCACUGUACACGUUUGAAUCUGUCGUGAAGUUCCUAAGAUGCUGGACGAACGUUCGGCUUGCUUCGGCGCCGCCACUCGCGCUUGCCGAAAAAUAUUUCCAACUGAGACCUGACGAACUUAACCCGUUAUGGGGGAAUCCGUGCGACGACAUUCGUCAUCGCCGAAUUUGGUCUAAAAACAAGUGGUGCGGUACUCUCCCAAAAGUGCUAGUGAUUGGACCGCAAAAAACAGGCAGUACAGCGUUAUACACGUUCUUAGCAAUGCAUCCGUCAUUGGUACCGAACCUUCCCAGCCCGGCCACUUACGAAGAGCUGCAGUUCUUCAACAACAACAAUUAUCUCAAAGGUCUCGAUUGGUACUUAAACUUCUUCCCGCCGAACCCGAACAACGGCACCCAACUGACAUUUGAGAAAUCAGCCACGUACUUCGACGGAGACUUGGUGCCACGACGGGCGCACGCACUGCUGCCCAACGCCAGAGUCAUCGCCAUAUUGAUAUCGCCUUCUAAGAGGGCAUACUCGUGGUACCAGCACAUAAGGUCGCACGGCGAUCCAGUGGCCAAUAACUACAGUUUCCACACGGUCAUAACUGCCAACGACUCUGCGCCCAAACCGCUACGGGAUUUAAGGAACCGAUGCUUGAACCCGGGCAAAUACAGUCACUACCUGGAGCGAUGGCUGGCAGAGUACAGCGCCCACCAGCUGUAUGUAAUGGAUGGAUCUUUACUACGAUCGGAGCCCGCCACCGUAAUGAACUCGCUGCAGAAGUUCCUCAAGCUCACUCCUCAUAUUGACUAUAACAAACUACUCAAGUACGAUCCCAAAAAAGGUUUCUUCUGCCAGGCAGUGAGCAAUGAACGGACAAAGUGUCUAGGUAAAUCUAAAGGCCGGGUCUACCCGCCUAUGGAAGAGCAGUCCGCCAAAUUUUUAAAAAGGUAUUAUACGCCACACAACACGGCGCUGUCCAAACUGCUGGUAAAGCUUGGCCGCGCCGUACCGCAAUGGUUAAAAGACGAACUCUCCUCGAACGGAUAGCAUAUCUCACAACCUCUGAGGUUGGAACGAAAGAAACUACCCCAAGGAUUUAUCAAAGUCUGUGUAAUCACGAUACCUUGACGAGGUCUAAGGGACCGUGAUAAAUUGUCCAAAAGUUGUAAACUCUGGACGUAGGUCGCGCGAUACGCAACGUUGUUUUAUCAAGUGUUUCAAUGUGAAAGUAUCUUUGUUGAAAUAUAUCUAUGUCUAUCGAUUCUUGUAAUAUAAAACUUUCAAAGAGUGAUAUUGUUACUUAAAUGUUCUGUCGAGGUAUUGAGGACUGAAUUUGAUUUAGUUUUUUUAUUAUUAUGUGUAGUAAAUGGUUCUGUGGUCCCAGCGGAGCGGUUGCAUUGAUCACGCUUGCCUGAAUCGUGUUAUUCCUUAGUUAAUUUACGACUACGCAGUAACGGUCGGCGGGAUGUUAACCCGCCUAGUCCAGGUGCUAUUUGUUAGAUUAUACAUUGCAUUGUUAAUGUGUUCAUAAUUGCCCCAUCUAUAGUUUGGUUUCAUUAAAAUGAAAAUAAACUUUCGAUCUAAACGAAAGAAUGGCAAUAUAUUAUUAGAUAUUAUUUUACCACAAACAACACACGCCUUUAAUUUGAAAUUGUUCUGCUCAUACCACAAUUGUAUCCAUUUAUUUUAGGUUUGUUUAUUACAUUACAAUGUAAAGUACCUGAUGCAAUUCAAGUGUUGUAUUUUCAUAUUCAAAAAGUGUUAUUUUGACCCUUUCUACGUCUUUUUGUGCCAUAGGAGAACUGUGUCACACAAUUUCAAAGUGUUAUUUAAUAUAUACGAGACUGGUUUCACGCGCGUGUUAACCGCGUGCCGUGCUCGUCACUCUGAAACCAGCCAAGUGCAUAUUUUGACAGUAGAUUGUAAUGCUAGUCCUUUGUUUUAAGUAUAACCAUUGAACAUACAUUUCAUUGUAUUUUUUUUUUGCAUUAGCAAAGUUACCGUUCUCUAGCCGUUAAGAACUUUUUAAUACAUGUUUACAUUAAAUAUUAUCGCUAUUUUUCAAAAAAUAAAAAAUAUCAGUAAAGAACGACAGUGGUGGUGUAUAAAAAUAUUUGGUAUAUAUUUUGAUAUGCGUCGAUUUAUGUGAAAGGUAACUUUGUAAGUGAAGGGCAUAUUUGUAAAUGAAAUCAAUAAAUCAAUACAGAUAGGGUUAUCUCUUUGUUGUAUUAGGUGUCGGUACUUAUGGCCACGUCAGUUUUUUCUGAUGAAACAUAGAUUGAAAAGUACAGAAAAUAUAUUACUAAAUUAAUAUUUGAAUAUAGAUUUAAUUACAAUAUAAUGUUUCAUAGUAAAUAUUUACUAUAUUAUUAUUUUGUAUAAUAAUUGUUUUAAAUGCUUUCUGAAUU
This is a messenger RNA of Hyposmocoma kahamanoa, 4587 nucleotides long. It is a transcript of the gene sfl, whose product is annotated as bifunctional heparan sulfate N-deacetylase/N-sulfotransferase. Gene Ontology annotation, molecular function: heparan sulfate N-sulfotransferase activity; deacetylase activity. Gene Ontology annotation, cellular component: Golgi apparatus. NCBI's taxonomy places the organism in Eukaryota, Metazoa, Arthropoda, Insecta, Lepidoptera, Cosmopterigidae. The transcript has 14 exons. The record is from RefSeq and is a predicted model, not a curated record.